Molecule: messenger RNA, 471 nt
Organism: Durusdinium trenchii
Lineage: Eukaryota; Dinophyceae; Suessiales; Symbiodiniaceae
Source: the annotation of a GenBank genome assembly
AUGCUUCGCGGCUUCUCCUCUCCUCAUUGUUGUGCUUGUCUUCGAUGUUUUUCGUCUCUCGCAUUGCCUCGGCUGCGUUUGCGUGGUCUGCCCUUUGAUGCCACGGUGCACGACGUGCUCGGCUUCUUCAAUGGAUUCCGUUUGGCGGCAACGCCCACCAGCGCAGUACAGAUGUUGCGAGGACGACACCGGCGGCCAACGGGACAAGCUUUUGCAUACUUCGAUGAUGUGAUUGAGGCCAUGAGAGCAAAGGAUGCACUGGAUGGCCAAGUUUGUUGCGUCGUUGGAACGAGGGUAUAUCGACUUGAAGUGCUGGAAGACUUUCGUGGGUCUCGAGCCAUGAUCACCGACGAAGAUGUUCCUGGGGACAUCGUAGAGGAAAAGCUACGAGACCAAGUUCGCAAGUCAAUGGUCGGCUUGAAGUAUAAAGAGAAAGAGGAGAUGAAGAGGUUUAAAUUUAGACAAUGGUGA